This is a messenger RNA of Perkinsus marinus ATCC 50983, 333 nucleotides long. RefSeq names its product Small nuclear ribonucleoprotein Sm D2, putative. Gene Ontology annotation, molecular function: RNA binding. Gene Ontology annotation, cellular component: precatalytic spliceosome; U5 snRNP; catalytic step 2 spliceosome. The coding region runs from base 1 to 333 and encodes 110 amino acids. Gene Ontology annotation, biological process: spliceosomal snRNP assembly; RNA splicing. Lineage: Eukaryota; Perkinsozoa; Perkinsida; Perkinsidae. The transcript is spliced from 4 exons. The record is from RefSeq and is a predicted model, not a curated record.
AUGGCUGAUACCACUACCAAUCAGACUACUGAUGUUGAUGAGGUGAAUCGCGAUAAAUUCGAGACUGGGCCUUUAAGUCUUCUUACGAAGGCAUGUGAAGAGAACAGUCAGGUACUCAUCAAUUGCCGUAAUAACAGGAAGAUCUUGGGUAGGGUGAAGGCAUUUGAUAGGCACUUCAAUAUGGUAUUAGAGAAUGUACGGGAGUUGUGGACAGAAGUACCCAAAGGUGGAUCUAAUAAGAAGCCUGUUAACAAGGAUAGGUUUGUAAGUAAGAUGUUCCUUAGAGGUGAUUCAGUUAUCAUGGUACUACGUAAUCCUAAAGCCAAACAGUAA